Molecule: messenger RNA, 10524 nt
Organism: Babesia ovata
Lineage: Eukaryota; Apicomplexa; Aconoidasida; Piroplasmida; Babesiidae
Exons: 2
Coding region: 1-10524 (3507 amino acids)
Source: RefSeq, a predicted model, not a curated record
AUGAAUGAAAUUAGUAAGGCAAUUGAGUCUCUUGAGCGCAAUAAACACUCUGGUAAAGGAGGUUUUAAUGCUGCGAUUGGCAGAGUGGUGGAGGGGGUGAGGAAGUAUAAUGAGGGUGUUGUAAACUCUAAUAAUCUUGUUAAAAAACCUGUUGAAGCAUUGAUGCAGAAGAUGACAAGGCUUCAAGGAGAGAUAAGUAAAAUUCAUGAUGUUCAUUCUUCUGUAGGUUCAAUGGACAAUAAGGUGGAAGAGUGUCUCAAGCAGGCAGAGGACUUUAUCGAUAAUAUUGCACAUAAUAACGAACACGUUAGCGAUUUGUCAGAUGACUUAGAACGUGAUGUUAAUAGUGCUAGAGAUAGUAUUGCGUAUCAGCGUGGUGAAUUAGACAGGAUUCAUAAGUUGCAGGAACAGGACAGGAAGGCGUUGGAGCAGGGUGUCAUCAAGGCGCUGAGGGCGGCUGGAGCAGCGAUUAAUGAAAGAAUCAAGAGAGAUGUUGAGAAGCUUGUUUCAGAUUUGAAAUCUGAUAUCCGUAAGAUUAAAGAUCAGCUUGAAGAUAUAAAUAUUGCUCUGGUAGGGUACGUGGAGAAGUUGGCGUCGUGGAUUGAGGAGGCGAAGAAGGUUAUCGAAUUCGCCGAGAGACACGUCGAAGCAAUUGAAAAGGAAGUGAAGGAUCCGGAACGAGGCGGAAGUAAUAAUUAUAAGUGUAUUAAGGAUGCGGCCGGGACUAUUGAUACGCAAGCAGGCAAGCUUCAUGAGCAAUUUGAGGAAAUGAAGAAGAAGUAUAAUAGUGUUUUCGAAUAUAUAAGGGGAGAGAACGGACGUGGUGAGACAAAAGAAUGCGUGGUUAAGCAACUGAAUGAUCUGGAGGACAAGGUUAUGAAGGAGGUGCCGGAUACAUUUGAAGGUUUCAGGCAAGGUAGAUGGAGUGUGAAUGGUAACAUGAGUAAGCUUAUGUAUCAAAUCAAACUGGACGUUGAGAAAUAUUUUGGAACUUUGGCAGGGGCGUUGAGUGAUGGUGUGACAGCAGCUGUAGGUGGCGGCGGUAUUCCUGGUCUCCGAGCUUUGGAGAUAGGAGAGUUGGGAAAGUUGAAGGACGUUGGCAAGUGGAUUGGAAAUGCCAUCGGAGACCAAAGUGGUCUUGGUGCGAAAUUAGAAUCAUUUUUACAGAAUCUAAGAACUGCUAAAACUGCAUGGCAUGGAGAUCCCCCUGCUUCUAAAAUAUACCAGGAAAUUGUCGAAGCACUUGGAGAGGCCAUCGCAAAACAGGCCAAUUCCGCUGUGAAAGACAAACUAAAAGACCUCUUGAGAGAGGCAGUAAAUAAAGGUAUCGAGACGGUGCAGGGUGAAAUUGCACUAGUUGUUGACAGAAUAGCUCAUAAGGUUGACAACGACGUUACCUCCCUUGAAACGGCCGCCCAAGCGGCGAGAUCCGCAAUCGAAGGCCCGGCUGGUAUGAUCGGCAUAAGAAUUGGUGACCUAUGCAACGAUAUCAAAAAGACCGGCGGAUACGUAAAGGACCGCUUGAAGGAGCUUAGGGAGCUUAUGUUCACAGAUGAAGUUCGUGUUUCCGGUAAGACGCAGAAGCAGAUGGGUCUUAACGAAAUUAAAAAUCAUCUUCACAUUCUACAGAGUCAGACACUAGACACUGCCAUUAAGGCCGUCUACAAAUUCCUCAAUGAGGACGCCGAAAAAGCCGGCAAGAAAAUUAUUGAAGCCCUCAAGCAACAUGUCAUCAAGCAAGUCGGAAUUGCCGAAUCCGCCAUCACCCAGGACCUCAAAGCAAAAUACGUCACGUUCAUGAAAGCACAACUGACAGCCUUCGCCGCAAAAUGCCAGGAUGAACUCAACGGGCUGCCGGACAAAAUCACCGCGGACGCGGACAAAGGCGCCAAGGGGUUCAUGAAGAAGGUGGAAGAGAGGUUUAUUCCCAAUUUCAACGAGUACAACAAGAAGCCUAUUAAGGAAGUUAAAUUCCUUGAACUUUCUUCAAAGUUCAAUCACAGCUUUAAUUAUUUUUUACAAGAACUAAAAUCUCAGUCGGACUUUACGUCCGACGCUUCAAAAAUAGAGUCCACUCGGAAGGCUCUGACAGCGUUGUUCACUAAACUUAUCACUUCACAACACUUCGAUCCCACGUACACCGAUAACCUACACACCCUAAAAUCCAAGCUUAAUGACCUAACACCUAAACAGUUCGGCGAAGAGUCCACUGCCCUGUUACAGUCCCUCAAGGACGGAAUGACGGCGCUGACCGACGUGCUGUCCAAGUGCUACAUAAACGCCUACGAGGGCGCUGAGCCGAUCGAUAAGUGGACUGAACCUCUGCCUGCUGACCUGGCAAGCAAGUCGACUGGCGCCCCCAAAACUAAGCUGACGCCGGACGGCGAGCGCUGUGCCAAGGCGUGUCUCACCAUAGUUCCCAUUGUAUUCAACACGUUGACUGAGCUUAAGCAGAAGCUUGAGAAUGACAAAAGUGCAUGGUCAAAGUAUAAAAUGUAUAACUCUGCGCAACGCAAGUCUGACCUAAGUAGCGUGUUCUUCCGUGAAAAUGGUUACGAUAUCACUCUUAGCGACAAUGCCGACAGCGGCGAACUUAAUCAUAAAAAUACCUUUAAAGGUAGCAGUAUUCUUGCACUUCUUGAUGGUGAUACAUGUGAAUUGUUUGAGAGUAACAAACAAUCACUUACGGACGAUUCCGAGCAGCUUGGUGAUGACGUUCUUAAAGUCGAAUCGGCCGAAGCUGGUGUCAUCCCAAAACUAUAUGAUUGGCUUAAGAAUUACUUCGAAGUCUGCCACCACACUCAUUUAGACUCACCCAAACUGCCAUGUUCCAUUUACGAAAUGCUUGCGUGGUGUUGCGGUUUCCAGUUUAAUACUGUAUUUGACAAAUUUAAGAAGCACAUUGAGUCCGAAUUCACGGUGGCCGAUAAGGAUCACCCAGAUGGCAAAUCAAUUAAGCCCAUCGAAGCGUAUCCGGCAGACGUUACUGCAACCGGCACGGUAAAAGCCUUGACAGAGAUGUGUGAGAAGGCGUAUCCCGUGCUCACUUCCAUACUGGGCAAUGGUCACGCAGGCGGUGUCUACGCCGUUGAGUUCUCCAACAAUUCACUGAAGCUGUACUACCCUAGUUCCAUGGUACAGUUGCUGUGUUUGUUAUAUGAGAUUGCCAAACGGCUGCACCAACAGCUCCAGUUCCUGUACCAACAAUGCAGAUAUGACUCCGACCAAAGCGGUUGGAGAGAGUGUUGGUACGGCAACCAAAUCGGUGGUUCGUCAUUCCAGUGUAACUCUAUCCAAUGCACUAACCAAGAGUGCAAGCUAAGUGCCAAGCAAGGUGCUACCCAAAAGGGUAACCAAACAGCUGACCAACGCUGUGAUCAGCAUCCUACUUGUGGCGUGAAAUCACCGUUACAGUCCUUUUUAGAGGACGGCCUUGUAGGUUACUUACCACACAGGGUAUCAUUUAUAGGGACAAGCUUUACAUGUUCCAACUGUCCCAAGUCGUCACCUAGCACGCCAUGUAAGACGCCUAUGGGCUUCCCUGAAAUCGCCGUUACCGCGUCCCACAGGAAAACUGGAAAGCAUAUUUACGAUGUGCUUCGUGAUUUCUGCAGCCGAUCUAGUAAGCCACUGAGUCAACUUUGCAGUUACUUGCAGUGUCUCCUCCAUCGCACUCCGCAGUCACUCGACGACAUGUGGGCAUUCUAUUAUAAUUUCCUUAAUGAGUGGCACGGCAAAGGCAGAGGUAGCGAUGUUGGUGUGCGACAUAAAAAACAGGCAUUUGAGAAUGCCGUCAACGCAGCGAAUUUCAAACGUCCUUAUGACGGCUUGAAAGUCAAUUCCGUAUUUCACAGCACUCACACAUCAAGAUCCAUGGGACAUCCCAAUGGUGAUCUCUUCAGCCUUAUUUGCGAUUCUAAGUUGCGCGGCAGAUGCGGUCCGUAUUUGCAAUCCCUCACCAAUGAUAUCGCUCGCAUAUAUUCAAAGAAGUAUGCUGGCAGAUAUUUAUCAUGGAUUGUCUACUUAAGUGAAACGUUCUACAGCUUACUCCAUCAGUUGUACGAGGAGUGCAAUAAAACAUGUGGCGGUGAUAAGGCAAGAUGCCGUAUUGCUAAAUGCCCACAAUCAUGUACUGCUACCGAGAAAUCACCAAACUCAAAUCACGAAUCUGGUUGCAGUUCAAUUAUAAAGUGCAAGAAUACGUCAUCGGUUCUCUGCAGAUAUGGGUUCAUGUUCACCAACCGACAGGUGCUGAGUGGUACGGAGCACACGGAAUACAGGAGGACGUGCAAUGAUUUCUGCAACGUGCUGAAGAAGGUGCUUGAAGAGAAUUCUGUUCUUGUCAAACUAUUCGAUGCUAUCGAUGAAUUUUUGAACGAGAUCAGAUUCCCCUUCAUGACAUUAUUGUUAGCCCUCUGGUCGCUGUCGCUCCUCUACCUGCGGCACAUCGCCGUCGUCCGCCUCGACGUGCUGAGGAUACGCUCGCACCUGAGAUCGCCCUCAAGCCACCGCAUCGCCGCGCAGUCCCUCCUCGCCGUUGCAAGGGUUAAGCAUGGGAAUGGUAAUGGUCAGGGUCUUGAUAAGUUGGCUGCAGCUUUGAAAAAGUUGAUUAAUGACGCCAUAUCUAAGGCUGCAACUUCCCUUCAACACAAAUCCGGCAAGCUCUCUUGCUCCCCAAAUCCCUACGCUGCUGACUCCUACUGUAGUCAGCUUGAUAGGGACAUUAAGUCCAAAAAUGAACAACUUAAAUCACUUGAUAAAGACUCUGAUAAAUCUCUAAUAUCCUCUUUAGAAGCUGAAAUACAGCGCUAUAAAUCCAACAAAGAUGACUGCACUAAGUCCCAUUUCAUGGACGACCAGCGUGCGUCCUCCCUUGAGGGGGAAGUGCAUGAUGGCAUUGAUGUUAUUGUGAAGCUUACACAGUUUAGUGGCGGUGAAGAUAGCGUUAAUACACUAAUUGAUAAAGAAAUUGAGAGGCUUACAAAGCAGCAUAAAGACUGUGAAACCUGCAAAAAUCAUCCGCAGUGCAAUCCCCCUUGUGACUGUGCUCAGCAUAAGAAGCUUGAGGAGCUUAAAAAGAAACUUGAGACAUUGAAACAGAAUAAUGAUAAUAAUAAUUGUGAAACAUUAUUAAAUAACCUUACUGAAGGCCUCGAAAAAUUUCUCGGCUACCAGGAUGGUAAUUACACCGGAGGAGGAAUUGUGUACUCGGACCUUGACAGGCUGUGCGACGGGGUGAUGGCGUUUUUGCAUGGAGUUCUCCAGACUGUGAAGGAGGAUGAUGCUAUUAAAAUGUACGAUAAUUACAUUAAAUUAAACAACAAUGAUGGUUUACAUAAUGUCCUUCAAAAUCUCCAAUCUUCAAUUGGCUCCGGGCGUAAUGGCCUUUCGGCGUCUGUCACCAAGGUGAAGGAGUGGUUGGGGAAAUAUAAUGAGGAAGUUGGCAACAAGACAAAAGCAGUGACCGAUGGAUUAUCUACACUUAUAGGUAAGUUACAUGAUGGGUCUAAUUCUGUUGCAGGUGAAAACUUCUACAAUCAAGUCAACGAGCAAGCCGGCCAGCCACUUGCCAGCCAGCUGGCGGCGUGGACGGGGACACUUAAUGAGAUUUCUAGCGCACUUAGUAGAGAUGUAGAAACAAAAGUUAAUGAGUUAGAUAGCGCACUUAGAGGUAAAAUAGACGCAGAGAUGAAGCCGAUAACUAAGGUUGUCGAGCACCUACAGAACUCAGCUAGCGAUGAGGUCAUGGCGGCGUGCCAGGCUGUGGAUCGGCAGUUAGACGAGCACAAAGAAAAUGUGCUUAUGCAGAUUGAGGAAUUCUCUACAGUUCAACUGGAGAAUAUUUGCGAGAAAUUCGCGAAUAUAUGCCAGGAAAUUAAUGAACUGCAAGGCUUACGAUCCGGGCAGUUUGGGCAUAUUAAAAAUGUUGUCGAGAACCUCAAUUCUGCUGUUUGUGAGUUUGUUCUGAAAUUCGAUAAGACGUAUAAUAUUCCAAUCUCUGAUAGGUUUAAAAAGAUUAAAGCCAAAUUGGGGUACAUUGACCCUAAGAAUAGCAAGGCGGGUGCCUUAGAAGAAAUGUCAAUGCUUUACAAGCUAGCCAGUAAAGUCCAGGAGCACAUUAAAGCACUAGACUCCAAGCUUCAAAAGGGCGCCAACGCAAUCGGCGGCGCAAUUAGUUCAGCUGUAACUGAUGUCAGCAGUGCACUUAAUCAAUUGGAUCAUAAAGUGCAGGAGGAUUUGGAAGGGCUAAAGAAUCGUAUUAAGAGUGAGUUGAAUAGCUACGUUAGGAAUGAGAUGCCUACGCUUAUAAAAGAUAAGCUCGAAGAGUUUACUGAUGAAAUUGCGAGACAGGACGAUCACAAGGCUUCGAAACCUGAAGGGCAUUUAGAAAAAAUUGUUUCUGGAGCCGGCAAGUAUGCGCGUUUGUUUGAACAAAAAUUUAGGGAGGCGGUUAAUGGGAUGCUUCACAAGAUGGUGGAGAGUGAUGCUGUAAGCACAUAUAUCUAUUGGUAUGUUGAGGAAACAGAAAACAAGAGUAAGGUGAGAGGAAGUGGUACGGAUGGGCAAAUUAAUGAAGUCAAAACUGCAAUUAAGGGCUAUUUGCAACAGAUCAUGCAACAUUACGUUAAUGAGGUUGCGAAGGGUGUGAACUUUACAUCUGUAACACACCUGAGUCAAUUGACAGGAAAAUUUGGAGUGUUUGCUAAUGACAUUGAAAGAGAGAUCAUUAGAGCGCUUACUACAAAUAAUAAACUCAAUGAUAUUGCCGGUGAUAUUGCGGAUACGGUCGCAAGCAACAGGUCUCCUACCACCAAAAACGACUAUCUUAAAUCUGCUCUCGAGGUUGUCAUUGCUGCUAUAACUGCGCUGGCCAAAAGACUUCCAGAAGAAAUACAGAGAUUCAAAGAUGAUUCCCAUGUUAGCAAGAUAGACGCGGUUAUGGAGGCUGUUAAGGGGAUUGGCGAGAAGCUUAAGGACGCGCUUACCCCGCAACCAGGCGACACUGGUAGUAAUCUCGGUGAUGGUAUCAUGCGACAAAUUAAUCAGGCGCUGAAUACUAAGAUUGGAGAGAGUCAAACCGCUAUAAAUCUUGGUCAGAAUGGACUAAUGGAAAAUUACCACAAGUGGGUUACAAACCCUGGAGAACCAAACAACCUCAAGACCAAAAUUGACCAGAUUAAAGAAAGCCUUGCAAAAUUCUUCAACAACGGUAAGGAUAUUAACGAACAUUCACAAUUCAAUAUUAUCGACAGUGGUCCGUUUCAGAAGUAUUUCCAAAAUAGAUCGGAAGCCCAACGUGUCAUUCAAUCCAUUAUUAGUAAGAUUGAGCAACUUGAGGAGGUGCCCGGGGAGAUUCAGCAUGAGGGACAAACAACUGGAGAGAUGUUGGUGAAGUUAAAGGAGGAGAUACAAUGUCAUUUUAAUAACAUCGAAGCCAAUGUGAACUCGGCCGAUACAGCAUUAAAUGCAGCCAUAAAAUCCGUCAGGAAAGCAAUAUCCGUUGCCAAUUCGGAUAUCAACAAUGCCAUCUCCGAUCUAAAUCAACAUCUUCUUUCGCAGGUUGAAACCGCCUUCAAAACAAUUACCAUAGACAUACGAAUCCUUUUUGCAGAACAGCACAAAUCUGACCUGGAAGCAUUAAGGCAACUAGUCACCAAACAAACGUCUUUGAUCACCGAGAUCAUAAGGGAUGAUAAGAUGAACGGUGUUAAGGGCCUGCUAAUGUGGGUGAAUAAAAACAAAGGUAAGAAGCUUAGUGAAAUGCAAGACAUUUUCAAAACGUCCACUGCACAACCGCAGGAGAAUUCCAAAAAGUUCAAAGCUUUAUCCGCUACGUUCGAGAAGUACUUAGAUCAAAUACUGGAAUACGUUGAGUAUCAGGUCAUGACUCCGAAAGGAGAUCAGACGCUUGAUAAACAAGGGAAUAAACAAUCUGGUCAAAUAAGAAACAUCAAGCAAAAUGUAGACUCCCUGCUCGACCACCUCAAAGCCCAUGACGGUAAGAAAUACAAUUUCGACUACGAGUUCAACAAAAAAUUAGCCGCACUCAAAGAUGCCGUCACCGCCCUAAGCGCCACUGAAUUCGGCCAGGGCGUAAAUCCUACGCAUCUCAACGUCAUAAGGCGCGGCGUCUCGGACCUCCACGAGGAGCUACGCAAGCAGUACGUCAGCAGGUACUCGGGGGCUGCGGAGAGCUUUGAGUGGACGAAACAGAAUAAUCCUCCAACUCUGAAAAAAGAGCCGUCGGAAAAGGCGAUGAAAUGCGCCCACAUCCUCCUCACCAUUCUCAAGACUCUGGAUCACGAUUUGCGUGAGCUCUAUAAGAGAUGCGACAAGAAGAAAGGUGAUUGCAGGGAAAACAAAAUUUCCCUCAUAUCCAAGCCAAGCGUCUAUAAUCCCCUCGGCGCAUUUUUCAGGGACUGCGGCUACAGGGUGUCCAAGUUGGAAGAGCCCUAUGAAGGAGAGCUGAGAUGUCAUCAAGAGAUGAGGGGGGGAGACGUUUUCGGGAAACUUGUUGCGUCAAUAACCGACACCCAUAAUAAUUCACACCUUAAUGCGUGCGUAAAAGAAAAACAUCACGAAGGCCAAACGGCGAAAUCACUAUUUGAUCUCUUUGACCUACUUAAAUGUCUCACAUCUCACAUUAAUGAAUACUACCAAUCUUGCCACCUCGGACUCCCGAAGUCCAAAAAGCAUCCGUGUUCCGUGCGUGAUAUCUGUGUAUGGCUUUCCGGCCUUCCUCACACUGCAGUUUAUAAAACAAUUAAGGGGCACUGCACAAAGAUGCUCAAUGAGCAAGACAAAUCGACCGGUGCAUUCCCCAACCAGGAUGAUAAAGUCAUGAAGAGAUCCUUGGAUUACCUUCACGGUAACAUUAAAACUUUAUGUAAAUUGGCACAUAGAUUACUAGUCUCCAUCCAGGGCAAUGGCUGUGGCUAUGACUACGCUGCGUAUCCGUAUGCCUGUUGCUUUGAGAACAACCACGGACAAUUCUAUUACCCGGGUGAUCCGUCGUCGUUGCUUGACAUGUUGAAAUAUAUGUGUACUCGUUUGUUGCGUGCAAUGUCAUUCUUAUACCAACGUUGUAAGUACACAGCAUUGGAAGGCAACGGGUGGCGUGAGUGUCAAUAUGGUUACCGCGUCGGCACCUACCACUGGGACUGCGACAAGUCAAUCGAUGACUCAAUCACUAAACCAAAGAGUCAAGCUAAGUGCCAACCAAAUAGCCAACCAAAUAGCCAACCAAAUAGCCAACCAAAUAGUGAACCAAAGUGCUUACCAAAGUCCCCGCUUCAAGCCCAUCUUAUGGACGGGCUUCCUGGUUUCAUGCCACAUAAGUUCACAGCUGUCGGUUGCCAGCCCACUUGCUCAACGUGCCCUAAGGGCUCACUGGUUGGGCAGUGUAUCACCCCGAUGGGCUUUGCAGAUUUGGCAACUGCGGGCUCUAUUACAGGCCGUGGCGAGGAUCUUGUUGAUCUGCUUGCUGACCUUUGUAAAAACGGCGCCUCAGUUCUCUGUGAAUUAGUGCACGCAUUACAAUGCAUAUCGCCCUCUCCGCCGAAGGGCUUGGCAGAGAUGCUCUCGUACUUCUGUAACAUUUUCCAGAAAUCGUAUGGUUCAGUGUAUGGUUUUUACAAUGAACAUAAAAAUGCAAUUGAUGAUGCCAUCCGCGGCAGCUUCCCGUUCGAGACAUGGCUUCACAACAGAUACAGUGCUUCCAAUCUCACCAAUAAAUUUAGCGAGUUAUCUUGUAGUAGCUCUCACAACAAUCAACUACAAGAUGAAAGUCAUUGUGACCUUUGGAGCAUAUCGCAAAUUUCUAGUACUGCUGAUUUAAGAGAAUGCUCUCUUAAUAACACUACCUGUGCUCCCUACCUCAAGGCUCUCUGCCAUGACGCCUGUCACACAUACCCUGCGAAACACGCAAACUUGUAUCUGGCAUGGCUUUGCCGGUUGGCAUGGACAUUCUGGGAUUUGCUUGAUCAGUUGCUCAAGGCGUUCAAUGACAUCUCUUGUCAAUCAUAUGGGUGUACAUGCAAAUGCGGUUUUGGUAAACACGGCGUCACUGAGGAAGAUACAUCGCAACCUAAAAAAGUGCCGACGCCUCCCAAAAAAAGCUGCAGUUGUCAUUCAAUAGUUCAGUGCAAAGGACCUAUGUCCGUAUUCUACCAAUAUGGUUUCACAUUCGGAUUACCGAAAGAUUUAAUGGGAUCCGGAAGCAAGAAGACAUGUGACAGUUUCGUAAAGCAGUUGACAAGAGUGCUGCACAGAGGAUAUUUCAAAGAAUUAUUUGACGAAAUUGAUAACUUCAUUUGGGCCAUUCGUACACCCUUCACAUACCUCUUGUUAGCCCUCUGGUCGCUGUCGCUCCUGUACCUGCUGCACAUCGCCGUCGUCCGCCUCGACGUCCUGAGGAUACGCUCCCACCUGAGAUCGCCCUCAAGCCACCGCAUCGCCGCGCAGUCCCUCCUCGCCGCCGCACGCGUCAAGGCACUCGCCAACGUCAAGUACUUCUCACCAUAA